AUGACCAUAGAAGCUUCAGAAUGGACAUCAUCAGACUGGGCUCCCCUACCAACGCUCCAUUCCAUCCGUCUGCUCAGGGUUACACUUACAGAUGAGGUGCCUAUCGAAUUGGACAUCUCUCUUCGCGUCGUCGAUCUGAACGAUAAUCCAACGUACAACUGCCUAUCCUACACAUGGGGUAACCCUCUCAUGAAUGACACCAAUCAUUAUGCCGACCACCGCGUUCUCUGCAACAACAAAUGGACCUAUGUUGGCUACAACCUCUUCGAAGCUCUACGCACACUCACCGAAUUGGACGCACAACAUACAGCAGACAUCUGGGUCGACAAACUCUCCAUCAAUCAAUUGGAUGUGGAAGAGCGAUCUUCGCAGGUGAGAAUGAUGGGAAGAAUAUAUCGAGGCGCCACAAACGUGCUCGCAUGGCUAGGUCCUGCAGACGAAGACACCGCGAUUGCUGUUCAAGUAAUCGAGACGUUGUCACAGGCAAACAUCGACAACGACAAGAUUCAUGCAUGGGUUCUACAAGAGGGCUGGCUGGCUGCGAACCUACACUUCUACUGCGGCAACUAUCACAUAAGCUUCGACACCAUGGCCGAUCAUCACUGGAACAUGCACCACAUGCCCUGGGAUCACUGGCACGGCAGACAACGACCGAGUUCUGAUCUAGCAAGAUUGCAGCGUGAGACCGGAAACGAGACCUAUAUUUAUGCAAGAAGCCAGAUCAAUUCGAUCAAGAACCAUCGUCGUAUGGUCCGAAACGCCGACCUGAAGAAAGCCAAACCUGGCGAUGGUCUAUUGUAUCCGCUUAACAUCAUAGGCUCGAUUGAGAUGUUCCAGGAUCACUCCGGCGCCUCUAAUCGUGGGCGCUUUGCAACUGAUCCACGGGACAUGAUCUUCUCCACGCUCUCGAUGUCGAAUUAUCCCCAUCUAAUUCCAGAUUACAGCCAGUCCGUGCGCGACACUUUCACACAUAUAGCAAAGUAUGUGGAGGAGAAAUCAUGCUUCUUCGGCAUGGGCCACAUUGAAGACCAUUCUUUCCGUGUGCGACACGACCUUCCCUCAUGGAUGGCAGACUACACGUCAGUGCUUCGCCCCAGUCCGUUCUCAUCUAAAGGCGGAUUCUACAGAGCUUCGGGCGAGCUGGGCGAGGUCCUAAAAGUUGUUUUCGACGACACAGCAAACGACAUCCUUGCAGUGAAAGCGCUACACAUCGACACCGUGGCUCAAGUCGAGGGCACUUGGGCAGACCUGAUGGCAGGUGACGCAAUAGCUGGAUAUAUAGAUCUGGUCAACAAGAUGCCUGUGACGUACAAGAACGGCGAAAAUCGUGCGGAGGCUCUCUGGAGAACUCUCAUUGCCGGACGGCCAGGUAACGGGCCUCGUCCGCCAGACUCGAGCUGGACGGCCUUUGUCCGCGAGGCUUUAUUUAUGCUUGUGAUAUAUUCGGUCACGAAGUCGAUGUACGCAGCGGAGUUCGCACCUCCCACAGAUACGGGCACUGGUCAUCCUCGAAGUCUCAAGGAUGUCCUCAGAAUUCAGACUAUGCUGAAUAAGAUGAGAGCGAUCUCAGCGACCGACGGCACCGAUGUGUUUCCAGAUCCGGAUGCGGUUAACGACUUCUACAGCCAGCAACACCAACAAGUCGAAGAUGCUAUUGCUAUGCAGGAUGAGCCAGGGUCCUUGCUCAACAUGUUUCCCGGUGCAUGGGAGUACUAUGAUGCUCUUCGAAACUUCCUGCCUUAUCGACGUCUGUUCAGAACAAAGUCCGGCUACAUUGGAAUCGCUGGACAGUCUCUUCAAGCUGGGGACGAGGUGGUGCUGGCACAGGGGUCGGGACAGCCUUGGAUCGUCAGACAUAGACCAGAUAGUGAGCGUUACAGGUUUGUGGCGGCUGCUUUUUUGCAUGGCAUCAUGAAUGGGGAACUGGUUGAAGACUUGAAGGAGAACGCUGUGCGGAUGGAACUAGACUGA
This is a messenger RNA of Cyphellophora attinorum, 1971 nucleotides long. RefSeq lists its product as uncharacterized. The record is from RefSeq and is a predicted model, not a curated record. The transcript is spliced from 2 exons. The coding region runs from base 1 to 1971 and encodes 656 amino acids. Lineage: Eukaryota; Fungi; Ascomycota; Eurotiomycetes; Chaetothyriales; Cyphellophoraceae.